Messenger RNA from Sphaeroforma arctica JP610, 1863 nucleotides. RefSeq lists its product as hypothetical. The transcript has a single exon. The record is from RefSeq and is a predicted model, not a curated record. Lineage: Eukaryota; Ichthyosporea; Ichthyophonida. The coding region runs from base 85 to 1794 and encodes 569 amino acids. Gene Ontology annotation, molecular function: serine-type endopeptidase activity. Gene Ontology annotation, biological process: proteolysis.
CAGAAAUUUUCAUUCUGCGGCAUAACGAGUGGUUUAGUUUAAAUAUUGAAUAAUUUUCUGCGGUCGAAUCGAGAACCGUAGAUUAUGAUGUAUUCAACUAUAGUAACAACUGCCAUAGUGGCUGCUUUAUCUUUAGUAAGUGAUGUUUCAGCAAAGAAAGGUAAAUCCAUUAUCGAAGGCGGCACUGAUAUGGGAUUGGGUGUCAUAGUUCGUCUAGAUCGAGGCAAAGAACCAGAAUCAUUUAAAUCCCGAAUGAAGAUCGUGCAUGGAGAUAAAUUUGAUGAGAAAUUGGAGGGAGAAGUAUCUGGCGGCUUUGAGUCCGUGUUAGCGAUAAACACGGAUCCAGAUGUUUUAGAUAAUAUAUUGGAAGAUGAAGAUGUUAAUGUAGUCGAAUAUGUACAACUUUACCAAAUAGCACGACCGCACGAGACUCGACGGAAUGUCAAUGGCAUAAGUUCAUGGCAUAUGGACAGAAUAAACCAACGUAGUUCAGUUUUGGACAGCGAUGAACAGUUGGAAGCGGGUAAAAAAAUUGGUAAGGAUGUAAACGUGUAUAUAGUCGACACAGGGGUGGACAUCAAACACAAAAGUCUGAAAGGCGCAAACCAUUUUUACAAUGAUUUUCCUGACGAAGGUCCCGAGGAUUUUCUUGGUCAUGGAACCCACGUUGCAGGGUUGGUCGCCGCUCAGGAUUAUGGACCAGCCACCAAUGCUCAAAUCCAAAGUGUCAAAGUGCUAGACAAGUCAGGAUUUGGUACUACGCUAACAAUCAUUUCAGGGCUGAAUAGAGUACUCAACGAAGUCCUGAAGUAUAAGGUUUCAAAGAAGGGUGCUAAGAAGAAAAACAUUGUAGUCAUGUCUCUAUCCGGCCCUCCCUCAAACGUGAUUGAUGCUCUAAUUGUUGAGCUAUAUCUCGCCAAUGUACUAGUUGUGGUAGCUGCAGGCAACGAUGCAGGUGAUUCCUGCUCUGUGACGCCGGGGCGCAACCCUGCAGCACUCACGGUAGCCGCCACUGAUGCCAGCGAUCUUCUCGCACCAUUCACGAAUGUUGGACCUUGUGUCGACAUCUUGGCCCCCGGUUCUGAUAUCGUAUCUCUCGCAUCUGGUGGCGGCACUCAAGUUUACUCUGGCACUAGUAUGGCUGCAUCCAUAGUGGCAGGUGUAGCUGCGAGCUUGUGGUCGCAGGAAAAGAAUCUAAGUGCUCGACAAGUGAGGCGUAUCAUGUUGAUGGGUACCACCUUUCUUGAAGGAGUUACGCACCCCACAACACAAAAUCGAUUCGUAUUUGCAGACGCCGAGGUCGAGAAGACGAAGUUGGAAGAUUUCACGGAGGAUAAGAUCUUGUUUGUCGACUUGGAAACUGCGGCUGGAUUCGAUGGGACUGGAGUUCCCGAUACUAACUGGGAUGAGUGGCUUGCACGCCGAAGGCGAUACCGCAGUAACGUUCCCGACACUACUAUGACCGCUGCUGAAAUUGAAUCAUUCGAUGCCACUAGGUGUAGGUAUCGUGCCUUCUAUGUCGAGGACACCGAUUCUGUGUUAGUAUAUUCCGGCGUGGCUGUUGCCGAGAUAAAGGAGAACGGAGAGGCCAACCUUAAUGGAAUGUUUGACCAUCUAAAUCUGGUGGAUGGGGCUGUGGAUAGCAUCAGUAUCGUAAUGUUUCUUCACGUCGUAGGAGUAGACACUACACUCACCGCCUUCAAUCCCUUGUAUGAUGACGGCACAGUUGUCGGUCCGGUUGCUUUUCAAGAUAAAGCAUCGUUCGAAGCAGCGAGGAGGAGAUAUAGAGGUUGAAACAUAUUAUUCGACACCUUUUGUAUAUAAGACAGUUUUGCAAAAAGAGCACACAUAUUAAAGAUAUUC